This is a messenger RNA of Oppiella nova, 675 nucleotides long. The record is from the annotation of a GenBank genome assembly. Lineage: Eukaryota; Metazoa; Arthropoda; Arachnida; Sarcoptiformes; Oppiidae.
CUUUGCUUUUGUUUACAUUUGACUGAACUGUCACUCAAAGCACGUGUUGUUUGGCGUUACUAUAGAAACCAAUGAAACGCUUGUUUUGGGUGACAGUCACGCAAAGAGUUGUCGAGACUUGUGGUGAUAAUCGCUUCCAAACAAUCACUUCAUCACCAAAUCAGCCAAUCGAAGACACCCGAAGACAAUGACCAAGAAUUUGGUCCAAUAUAUUGUGGUCAGGGGUGACCUCAAGUGGCCUACCGGUGCUCUUAUAGGCAACGCAUGUCACGCAUCGGUGGCCGCCAUUGUGAAGCACAUGUCAACGGAUCCCGAAACUCAAGAGUAUGUCUCGCAAUUGGAUUCCAUGACAAAAGUGGUGCUCAAAGCGGACUCCGCAGACAUACUACAAGACGUUUGCCACCGAUUAGACCAAAACAGCGUUAAAUACUAUCUGUGGAGAGAGCAGCCCGAAGACAUCAUCACAUGUGUGGCCACCACUCCCAAACCGCGGGAUCUCCUUAAACCACUGCUCAGCCAUUUGAAGCUAUUUAAGUGACGAUCCGUUUGUGGUAUUUAUUUGUGAUUUCAUUUGUUUGCCACCAAUUGUACGCUAUUUUAAAAAGUAAUUAAAACUAUCAAAUCAAAUCUAUUUUAUCGAAAAGUGAUUAUCAUUUAUAGCCACAAAUUCCGGAC